GCGUGCACAAUAUGUCGACGGAAAAAAGUCAAGUGCGAUGGUAAACGCCCCAUUUGUUCUACGUGCCAUACUUUUGGUCUCUCUUGUGCAUAUAAAGACGUUAUUGAGGGGACUCAGAGAUCAAACCGAACGUAUGUUGAAGAGCUAGAAGAUAAGCUCAAGCGCAUGGAAGACGAUUUGAAGCGGAGAGAUCAAUUUGGAGAAUCCUCUCAGGAGAUCGUCCAAGACCCAAUCCCAUCUGAAUACAGUCCCGGUAUCAGUAAACGACCCCCUGAGUCCCAUCGACCGGGAGAUAUGGCAAAUGAUCGGCUCUCGCAAGAGCGUGUUCAAUUGCGAGAUCAAGAAGCCUCUCUGGCUGGCAAUGACGAUGUUGAUCAGCCCUCAUACGUCAUUCAGUCACAAGAUGGUAAAAUGCGAUACUACGGAGCUUCUUCCGGUUUCAGUGCGCCAUAUUCUGAGCCCGCUGGUGAGAAUGCUACCAGGAAAUCCCGAGCAGAUGGAGAGACUGUAGUUCAACGCAGUGCGAAUCGAUGGCCUUUGACAAACUGGAUUCCCAGGAUGCUUCAAGACCCGUUUGAGCAGCGGAUAACGCAAACUUUGCCAUCCAAGGAAGCUACGUUGGCUCUGGUAGACGAGUUUCUUGCCACAUUUAACCAAGCUAUACCACUUGUUGAUGACAGGUCUUUCAUUAGAUUGGUAGAAAGACAAUUCUCCUGGAACCCAGAUGAAAACCCUUCCUCGUGGGCAUUGCUCAACGUGGUUCUCGGCUUCUCGUAUAGGGAAAGGGCACAAACAGCGUCCGAUGAGAGUCAUGCCUGGAAGAUGUCCUUGACACAUAUUAAAAAUGCUCUAAAUGUCGUUGUUGAGUUAUUUUUGCGAAAUGCAGAUUUAUCUGCUGUCCAGGCACUACUGGGCUUGGCACUGUACUUCCAAGGUACGCCAAAUGCCCAAGCUUUAUUUAUGUUUUCUGCAGCGGCAAUACGUCUAUCGCACUCUAUCGGAUUGCACAGGAACACGACAAUCGGCAUGGAUCCGUCUGAAAUUGAACAAAGAAGGCGGAUAUUCUGGAUCGCAUUUAUUUUGGAUGCAGACAUCUCCUUGAGAGUUGGUCGUCCACCAGCCCAGGAGAUGGAUGAUUAUAACACCCCAUUGCCAGCCAAUAUACCUCCCGACAGACGAGGCAUUAUCUGCCUUGCUGGUAUUGAAAUAAACUUCCUUUGUCUUGCUGCUCAACUGGCGCUUGUUCAGAGGCGAAUUUAUCGACAUUUUCAAACCGUUGCUACAACUGAACAGCCCCGAGAGAUGACGAUAAAGUCAGCAAUGGACUGUGAAGAAGCUCUUUUCGCUUGGCGAGACUCUAUUCCUGAAGAGCUUCGACCACGACCAUCUUUCAGUUCUGAGCCAAACUAUUUCCUGCAGCAUCUCAUCCGGAUGCAUCUCGCUUAUCACUCUUGCCAUGCUAACCUCCGGCAAUUGCCAAAAAUAUCAUCUUCAACCAAAAUGACAUCGCCGGAUAGAAAUCAAAAGACAGAUGCCGACACUGCAAAAAUUUAUCAGCGAUCUUUGGAGUCAGCCCGAUCAGCGGUGGCUUUGCUGCCAUAUACUCGUUCCUUUGGAUCUAAUUUCAAAUGGAAUGUUCUUUACUUUUUUGCCACGGCGUCUGUGGCCUUGGCAUCGGAAAUCACGUCUCAUCCCUCCCAUCAACUGGUCAGCGAUGAUCUCCGAAUGGUCCGUGACACCGUCAUCUUCCUCACAAAAAUUUCAUCCGAGGAGCCAAGCACGUAUGUUGAUUUUAUUCUGGGUGUUUGCUGCGACGUAGAACACUCUGCUAGGCGAGCCAUUCGCCAUUGUAAUCGGGAGAUGUCCCAGCGACCCGUAUCAAGGACUAAUGGGCAUUCUCAUGGCAUGAAUCCCGAUUCUGCUUCUGGCGAAGAACAUGCGCAAGCUGCCGGGGAUAAUCUGCUUCAGCAAGUUAUCGAAACCCAAGGCGAGCCAAUGAUCGAUUUGGUGAAUCCACAAUGGUCCAUUCCUCCGUUUUGGAGCUGGCAGGACACAUACUCUGGCAUACUGCCAUCACCAGGGUUCAACGAAGGCAGACCAGAAGAUUUUAUCUAG
Molecule: messenger RNA, 2115 nt
Organism: Penicillium longicatenatum
Lineage: Eukaryota; Fungi; Ascomycota; Eurotiomycetes; Eurotiales; Aspergillaceae
Product: Zn(II)2Cys6 transcription factor
Exons: 4
Biological process (GO): DNA-templated transcription; regulation of DNA-templated transcription
Molecular function (GO): DNA-binding transcription factor activity, RNA polymerase II-specific; zinc ion binding; DNA binding
Source: RefSeq, a predicted model, not a curated record